Molecule: messenger RNA, 1886 nt
Organism: Gaeumannomyces tritici R3-111a-1
Lineage: Eukaryota; Fungi; Ascomycota; Sordariomycetes; Magnaporthales; Magnaporthaceae
Exons: 4
Coding region: 415-1422 (335 amino acids)
Cellular component (GO): TRAPPIII protein complex
Source: RefSeq, a predicted model, not a curated record
UAAAAUCUCCCAGUACUAAAAUAUAUGAGGGCCGAACUAGUAGUGACCAUUGGGGAAUCCUCGGUGUUCCAUAUUUUUUUUCUUGAUUGUUGUUUUACGUGAACCAUGCAGUUGAGACAGCGAAACCCUCGCGCAUUGAACCUCUAGUGCUGUGGGCAGCGUGGAAAUUCACCUUUCUCCUCAAUCAACGGCAGCCCAGCCUCAACCCAUACCAGCAGUAAACACAACCCAAUUUGACUUGGCAAAGGGCGCACGCGAAGACAGAGGCGGGCAGCGUGAUUUACUGACCCCGCGACCGUGUUCCAAGAGGCUAUUUGUAGUGCCAGUUAACCUGCCCUGGCCAAUAUCCGCCCCGUUCCCUCCGGAGGGCUCUGAGCAAGAGGUUUCAGGGAUUCUAGUGCCUCGAGUGUCGUGAUGAGCCACCAACGAUAUCCCUCAGAUGCUGUCAAGGAGCCGCAUUCUAUAUCGCUAAAAGUGCUCCGCUUAUCCCGCCCAUCUCUCGUUCCCCAGUAUCCAGUGAAGUCUCCCCUCGGGGCCCAGACGGCGGGCGAGGCCUCGGCGCCGGCGUCCCUGGCUUACAGCUCAGAGGACGGCACCAACUCGGACCCCUUCAUCUUGAGCCCCAUCCUGAAUCUGCCGCCAUCGUUCGGGUCCGCCUACGUUGGAGAGACGUUCAGCUGCACCCUGUGUGCGAACCAUGACGCCCCCGUGGCGCCGCCGGGGGCUCCGCCGGCCAGGGCGAAGCAGGUGCGCGAUGUGCGCAUCGAGGCCGAGAUGAAGACGCCCGCGUCGGCAAACGUGACCAAACUCGACCUCGGCCCGGACCACGCGGGCGGGAGGACGGGCACGGGCGGGGCCGGAGGGGUCGACCUGGAGCCCGGCGGGACGCUCCAGAAGGUGGUGAGCUUCGACCUCAAGGACGAGGGCAACCACGUGCUCGCCGUCACUGUCAGCUACUACGAGGCCACCGACACGAGCGGGCGCACCCGCACGUUCCGGAAGCUGUACCAGUUCGUCUGCAAGCCGUCGUUGAUUGUGCGCACCAAGGUCAGCGCGCUGCCGACCGGUGCCGUCGCCGCCGCCACGGAGAAGGAGCUCACCACCCCCGCGCGCCGGUGGGUGCUCGAGGCGCAGCUGGAGAACUGCGGCGAGGACCCGAUCCAGCUGGAGCGCGCCGUGCUGGACCUCGAACCCGGGCUGACCUACACCGACUGCAACUGGGAGGCGGCCGGGGGCCAAAAGCCCGUGCUCCACCCGUCCGAGAUUGAGCAAAUCUGCUUCGUGGUCCACGGGACCCCGACACCGGCCAGCCUGGUCGACGGGAAGGUGAUAUUCGGGAUCCUGGGGGUCGGGUGGAGGGGCGAGAUGGGAAACAGGGGGUUCCUAUCGACGGGAAAGCUGGGCACCAGGUUCAUCGUCUAGCCCCUAAACACACAGAUGGCAUGCAAUGAGCCGUCUCGUGUCCCACCAGCUAUCCCCUAUGUACACUAUACAUCUGUUCGUCGGGGAGGUGCAAACACAAAACAUUUCAGAUAAUUACCCGAGAUGAAGAAAUGACGGGCGAUAUGCACGUCCCAGGAGUUCUGGCGACCGGGUGCUGCCGCCCCAUGAUCCUGGCGGAAGCCAAGAGGGCCAGACGGGCCGUCAAAAAGGGAUCGCCGCUGCAGCACGGCGGCUGGGCAGAUACAUACGAAAAAGGAAGCGGGGUCAAGUGAACGUCGAUGAAAAAAAAGAAUGAUGGAAUCACAAAUGGAAACCAGGCGGUACGCAUAAGAUGUUUAUCCUUCAUUUGCACUCAAACACAGUCGUUUGCAUAGUUGUAGGCGCAACAAGCUCGACACUCAUUUGUUGCUUGAAGAUGAUGUGCCAGGCGGUUCCAAGCCGAA